AUGAAUACAGCCAUAAAUGAACAAAUUCUGCUUUUUUACCAUAACUUUCUCUCUCUCUUCCCUUCUCUCCUCUUUCUGCUCUUUUUCCCCCUCUGUCGUUUUGUUAUGACUUUCACUUUCCUUUGCCUUUGUGUUUUUUUUACAUCUUUCUCCGACUUUUGCAUUCACUCUCUUUGUCUCAAUUUCUCAAGUUUUUACACUAUCUCAUCCUGUCUUUUACUAUCUCUCUCUCUCCGUUUUUUCUUUCACUCACUCUCCCUCUUUUACUAUUUAUCUCUCUCUCUUUCUACAUCUUUUACAAUUUAUCUCUCUCCUCUCUCUACUCAUAUUUUACUAUUUAUCUCUCUCCCCUCUCUCUGCUCAUCUUUUACUAUUUAUCUCUAUCUUUCCCUCUUUUUUUUACUAUUUGUCUUCCACUUUAUAGUUUACUAUUUAUCUCUCUCUCUUUCUACAUCUUUUACAAUUUACUUCUCUCUCCUCUCUCUGCUCAUCUUUUACUAUUUAUCUCUCUCUUUCCCACUUUUUUACUAUUUAUCUCUCUCUCUUUCUACAGCUUUUACAAUUUACUUCUCUCUCCUCUCUCUGCUCAAUCUUUUACUAUUUAUCUCUCUCUUUCCCCCUUUUUUACUAUUUAUCUCUCUCUCUUUCUACAGCUUUUACAAUUUAUCUCUCUCUCCUCUCUCUGCACAUCUUUUAUUAUUUAUCUCUCUCUUCCCACCUUUUACUAUUUAUCUCUCACUCUCUCCCUCUUUUUCUUCUCUUUUCUCUCUCUUAUUUUGUUAUGUUUCACUUUUCUUUUUCCUGUUUUUUAAUUAUUUUUUCUUUUUGCUUUCACUCUCUUUGUCUCCAUUUCUCAUCAUUUUAGACUGUCUUUCUAUCUUUUACUCUCUUUUACUCUCUAUAUAUAAGUCUUUGUCUCUCUCUCUUCCCAUUUCCUUUUCUGUUGCUCUCACUCUUACUAUUUAUCUCUCUCUCCAUCUUUUACUAUUUAUAUCUCUCUCUACAUAUUUUACAAUUUAUCUCUCUCUUUCCAUCUUUUACUUUUUAUCUCUCUCUCUCCACAUCUUUUAUUAUUUAUCUCUCUCCCCCUCUCUACAUAUUUUACUAUUUAUCCCUCUCUUUCUCUCUACAUUUUUUACUAUUUAUCACUUUCUCUGA
Messenger RNA from Acanthosepion pharaonis, 1158 nucleotides. The record is from the annotation of a GenBank genome assembly. NCBI's taxonomy places the organism in Eukaryota, Metazoa, Mollusca, Cephalopoda, Sepiida, Sepiidae.